Molecule: messenger RNA, 1416 nt
Organism: Bufo bufo (common toad)
Lineage: Eukaryota; Metazoa; Chordata; Amphibia; Anura; Bufonidae
Gene: EGR4
Product: early growth response 4
Exons: 2
Coding region: 1-1416 (471 amino acids)
Biological process (GO): regulation of transcription by RNA polymerase II
Molecular function (GO): RNA polymerase II cis-regulatory region sequence-specific DNA binding; DNA-binding transcription factor activity, RNA polymerase II-specific
Source: RefSeq, a predicted model, not a curated record
AUGGACACAACCCGAGGCAGCUCCUCCACCAUGGAUCUCUCCUACCCCGAGUACCCCGAGGACUGCGACCUGAAGGAGGAAGGGGGGCAGCAGCCGGGAGCUGGAGGUGUCUUUGAGAGUCCUUCAAACGAGGAAGCCUCCGAGUACUUCUUCUUGAGCAGCCAGCCCUCCCCACCUCUCCCUCUCAGCUACUCGGGGAGCUUCUUCAUAGAGUCAGCCCCAGAACACAGCCAUGACCCAGAAGCCUUCUUCAGCAUCAUGUCUGGCAUCCUUGGUCUGUCUCCUUUCGCUGCACCUCCUCGCCUGAACUGUCAGGGGUCCCUCUACUCAGUCCCGGAGUCCCUCCAGAACCACAUGGACCUUUACUCAAACUGUCAGCCCAACCUGAACAUCUCGGUGCAGCAGGGCUUCUCUGGCCACCAGCUGUACUCUGCCUUCAGCAGCACCGAGGACAUUCACCAGGUGCCCAGCUCACCCAACCUGGGCACUUCCUCCUCCAACCAAUGCUUCUUUGACUCUAAAGUAAUCCCCAACAAGCAUGACAUGGACCUGUCCCCCAUCUCCCCCACAUUGGAUUCUUUUGGUGCCCAGUGGGACUCACAGGCAUCUCAGGACUUUGGCCAGCCUUCCUACCCUACAGAUGGAUUUCUGCCCCCUGACAACCCCUCUCCUGUCUUUCAUCCCUUGGAAUCUAAAGUGGAGAACAUGAUGUCCUCCUGCUGCCAGUCACUAUCUGGAGAGGAAUCUAUUUUGUACAACAUGGACUUCAGCUCUCAGUCUGACAACUACCACUCAUCCCACUCUGACACUUAUGACUUCACUGAGACCCAGAUUGACCUAAAGCCUCAGCUUUUGCCAGAUACCAAGUACCCACUAGGCCACCAAACCUCCGUGCCAGGGCUGAUGAACCAAGAGGAAGUUCUUCAGCACCAGUCCCCCCCAAUCAUCUCCACAGAUUUUCUGGGUCUCUCCCCAACAGCUGACAACAUCAUUCCAGCAAAUACCAGGGACCACCUUGCAGAACCCAGAAAGAAAUAUCGCAGGAACAAGUUUCCAGCGAAAUGUUUUCGUCCAAAACCCCAUGAGAAGGCCUUUGCUUGCCCUGUGGAGAGCUGCAUCAGGAGCUUUGCCAGGUCAGAUGAGCUCAACAGGCACCUGAGGAUCCACACUGGCCACAAACCCUUCCAGUGCAGGAUCUGUCUGAGGAACUUUAGCCGUAGCGACCACCUCACCACCCACAUCAGGACCCACACUGGGGAGAAGCCCUUCUCCUGCGACAUGUGUGGCAGGAGAUUUGCCAGGAGUGAUGAGAAGAAGAGACAUGGGAAGGUGCAUCUGAAGCAGAAGACCAGGGCUGAGGAGAAACUCAAGGGACUUGGCUUUUACUCCAUGGGAUUGUCCUUCAGCACCAUGUGA